Messenger RNA from Parasteatoda tepidariorum (common house spider), 1781 nucleotides. RefSeq lists its product as uncharacterized. The record is from RefSeq and is a predicted model, not a curated record. NCBI's taxonomy places the organism in Eukaryota, Metazoa, Arthropoda, Arachnida, Araneae, Theridiidae.
AUGUCGAUUCCUCUGUUCUAAGCGAGCAAGUUACAUUUCCUUAUUUUUCUUGUGAAUUACUCAGGUGAAUGCAGGGAAACAGUUAAGAGGUAUCUGAGUAAUGGACAGCCUUCAUAGGAGCUCGAUACCACGCUCAAUUGAUGGAAAUGAUCCUCGAAUACCGAUAGCUUGGAAGAGACGUGAGAUGACAUUUAGCAAUCCUUACGCCAGAAGAGCAUCCUCAUCCUCGGUAACAUCUUCCUCAUCAGAUGACCGGGAAGAAGUACCAAUUGUAAGACAGCCAUACAGACCUCUAAGUCGUCACAGUAAUGUGGAAAAGCACGAAGAUCGUUUCGAGCAUUAUGCUACAUUACGUACUGAUAUGUUAGAGCAAUUGUCUUCAAAUCGUAGUGACAGAAUGGAUUCCCAUAGAAAUGCCAGCUAUUUUCAUGGACCAUAUCGAAGUUCAGGCCCCGGCUCAACUGGAACCUUAAGAUCUACCAGAAGCGUUCCAGCUUUAGCAUUUGCAGCAGCAAUGGAAACGGCAGAGCCCUGUCCCAUACAUGGGGGAGAUCUUGCUCCUUCAUCUAUGAGGCGACAUGGAUCACUAUUCGAUAUUAGAUCUCCUCCAAUUGGUGGUAUGCCAAUGCUUGACAACAAAAGACUGUAUGGUUCAAAGCAUUCACUCGUCGGUUCACCACCACAGCAGUUUACUUUUCAUCCAGAAAUACCACAGUAUUUACCACCUCAUAUGAUGAACCCUAUGAUGAGACAUCACAUGGGCAUGCCUGUGAUCAUGGAACCUCUUUCAUUGCGUGAUCGCGAUCAAUUCAAUAAAAGAAUGGCAUUUCCUCCAAAUGGGCCAAAAGGAUAUCCAACAAAGGAGCCUAUAGACCCAUACAGUGUAGAACAAGUCUGUUGUAAAGGACAUCUAAUUGUUUUAUGGAUUAUUCUAGGUGUUGUAACUGUCGGAGUAAUUCUUGGUAUUAUAAUGGGAGUCACAAUAACGUAAUUGAUGAUAAUAAAUAAUAGUAAAACAAGAACUCAGUGUAGCUCCUUUUACAACAAAUUUUCGAAAUUACAGCUUUUUAAAAAUAAAAAAGCUGCUAAUUAAGGAAAUUUUAAAGGAAUAUGGUGAUUUUAUUCAUUUUUAUCUAAUUUUAACUUAUUCUUCUUGGAAUCUAAACCUUUUAGUUCAAAAAUGAAACUGCAAUGGGAGUAACAAUAACGAAAUUGAUGGUGUUAAACAAUGGUAUAUCAAGAAUGUGUUAGUUGAAAAUGUAUUCAGAACUCAGUAGAACUUCUUUUACGAUGAAUUUUCAAAAUUAUAACUUUUUAAAAUAACCUCUCUUGGAAUCGAAAAAAUCCAAUGAAUGAAAAAUAUUACUGAAGAUUUAAAAUAUUAAUGCCUGUUUGAUUACUGUAAGAAACAGAGAUGAAUAAAAAGAUUAGUCACACACUGAGGGAGCGAACGGGAAGUAGAGGCAUACGAGAGGCGAAUUCCCAUGCGUUUGAAUUAGGAAGCGCAUAACAGUUCUGCGCAAGCUAACAUAAACAUCGAGAAAAUCGGUUUCUUGCCUUCUUCUUUCAACCCCAGUGUACGGCUUACCUUAGAAGCCCAAAAUAUCUCCAGGUAUCAAACUGGUUUUGAUAAUUUUUCCCGUUUGAUUCGAUAGUGUUAUUAUUUCUUCAUACCUUGAAUAGUAGUUUGCAAACUCUGAUGUACAGACUUUUUUUUUCACAAAAAUUUAACAAGACUUAACUCUCUCUAUGUGUAUAUAUACAUACAUACAUACAUAUAU